Sporisorium graminicola is the source of this 1116-nucleotide messenger RNA. RefSeq lists its product as uncharacterized. NCBI's taxonomy places the organism in Eukaryota, Fungi, Basidiomycota, Ustilaginomycetes, Ustilaginales, Ustilaginaceae. Gene Ontology annotation, molecular function: SNAP receptor activity. Gene Ontology annotation, biological process: retrograde vesicle-mediated transport, Golgi to endoplasmic reticulum. Gene Ontology annotation, cellular component: SNARE complex; endoplasmic reticulum. The transcript has a single exon. The record is from RefSeq and is a predicted model, not a curated record. Bases 1 to 1116 code for a protein of 371 amino acids.
AUGUCUUCCUCCACGGCCUCCAGCUCGCGCUCUUUGAUCCCACCAGAUCUCGCUGCUGUCCAUACGUCCUUCCAGCGCUACAGCCAAGAUGUGCUCAACCAUCAGAUCCCACGCCUGCAAGCUUGCACCAGCGCAUCACUUCUCACGGAUUUUGAAGCUGAAAUCAUCUCCUGCAUCGACGGGCUCAAGCGACAAGUUAACGAUCUCAAGUUUGCAGUAGACGAAGCGGAGUCCCAAGCAGAGCGUCGCGAGAUUUCGUCGCUUGUUGCUGCAGCGAGUCAACAGCUUGAAGAGAUCCGACAAUCGACACGCAAAGCGUUGCUCUCUGCUAGACGCUCGAUCGAAACCGCGCGAACUGCCGAAGCACGCGCAGGUCUCCAACUUGCCGCUGACACUGCCAAGGAACGUACUGGUGGUCGCGCAGGCUCUUCGGGCGAAGACAAGCUCAUGACUGCGUCACAGGACGUCACGGACGCGCUUCGUCGCACCGUAGCGCUCAUGUCUUCCGAACUGGAAAAGUCAGCCAUGUCGUCUCAGCUGCUCGAAGAAUCGUCCCAGACUAUCUCAAGCUUGUCGUUCCAGUAUGGCUCGCUGACAACACUUAUGUCGAACUCGGCGAAAAUGAUCAAGACCAUGGAGCGCGAGGAUCUGAUCGGCAAAGGGAUGGUUGCAGCUGCAUUUUUGUUCUUCUUGGGGUGUGUUGGGUAUAUCGUCUACGUGAGGCUGAUAAGCAAGGGCAUUGGGUUGCUAGGCUUCUUCUUCCGACUCCUUGGGCUCAACAGGCUGCUUGGUGGGAUGGCGAGUAGGACAGCCGAGGACGCAGGCCAGAAGGUGACGCAGUGGAGGGAUGCAACAACAGAGGUGGUGAAUAAGAAGACCAUAGCAGACGUGACGACAGUACUGACUACAGCAGUGGCGUCUGCUGUUGCCGCUGCUGCUGCCGCUGCUGCGCAUACAAGCUCAGUGACGGCUCAAGUCAAGCAAGAAGUGGUGGACCUGCAAGAUGAUCUCGAACAGCUGGUCGAGACAGUCAUGCCGCAAGCUUCAGCAGACGAGGCUAGGGAGGCACCGAAAACUCGAGCCAACACUCUGCCUGUUGAACAUGUCGAAUUGUAA